CUCUGUUUAAGCUUCUUGUUCUAUUUCUGUUUCUCUGCAAGGAAGUGUACGUAGCAUAUAACUAAGAGCCAAAAAAGAAAAAAAAAUGCCUGCAGUAGGAGGUAUACCGCCCUCUGGUGGCAACAGGAAAGUGUACCCGGGAAACCUUACUCUUUAUGUUACUGUAACAUGUGUCGUUGCAGCCAUGGGUGGCUUGAUCUUUGGUUACGAUAUUGGGAUUUCUGGUGGAGUUACGUCCAUGGAUUCAUUCUUGAAGAAGUUCUUUCCUUCAGUUUACCGGAAGAAGAAAGCGGAUGAAUCGUCAAACCAGUACUGUCAAUAUGAUAGUCAGACACUGACUAUGUUCACAUCUUCACUGUACUUGGCUGCUUUAAUUGCUUCUCUUGUAGCAUCUACUAUUACGAGAAAAUUUGGUAGGAAACUCUCUAUGCUUUUUGGCGGUGUACUCUUUUGUGCUGGAGCUAUCAUCAAUGGUGCGGCUAAAGCAGUCUGGAUGUUGAUUCUUGGUAGAAUUUUGCUUGGUUUUGGUAUUGGGUUUGCCAAUCAGUCUGUGCCGCUCUACCUCUCUGAGAUGGCUCCAUACAAAUACAGAGGAGCACUGAACAUUGGUUUCCAGUUAUCAAUUACAAUUGGUAUCCUUGUAGCCAAUGUAUUGAAUUACUUCUUUGCCAAGAUUAAGGGUGGUUGGGGUUGGAGGCUGAGUCUUGGUGGUGCUAUGGUCCCUGCCCUCAUCAUUACAGUUGGAUCAUUAGUCCUUCCAGAUACACCAAACUCCAUGAUUGAACGGGGCCAGCACGAAGAAGCCAGAGCACAUCUAAAGAGAGUUCGCGGUGUAGAAGAUGUUGAUGAGGAGUUUACUGACCUUGUUCAUGCUAGUGAAGAUUCAAAGAAAGUUGAACAUCCUUGGAGGAAUUUGUUACAGAGGAAAUACAGGCCUCAUCUCUCAAUGGCCAUUGCAAUUCCGUUCUUUCAGCAACUCACCGGCAUUAAUGUGAUCAUGUUCUAUGCUCCUGUUUUGUUCGAUACUAUUGGAUUCGGUAGUGAUGCUGCACUCAUGUCUGCUGUGAUCACUGGUCUUGUUAAUGUUUUUGCAACAAUGGUCUCAAUUUAUGGUGUUGAUAAGUGGGGAAGGAGGUUCCUUUUCCUUGAGGGUGGAGUUCAAAUGUUGAUUUGCCAGGCAAUUGUUGCAGCCUGCAUUGGUGCUAAGUUUGGAGUAGAUGGAGCUCCCGGUGACUUGCCACAAUGGUAUGCAGUCGUUGUGGUGCUUUUCAUUUGCAUUUACGUAUCUGGAUUCGCCUGGUCUUGGGGUCCCCUGGGAUGGCUGGUGCCAAGUGAAAUCUUCCCACUGGAAAUUCGGUCUGCUGCACAAAGUGUGAAUGUUUCUGUCAACAUGUUCUUUACAUUUGUAGUAGCUCAAGUAUUCCUGAUAAUGCUUUGUCAUUUGAAGUUUGGGCUAUUCAUCUUCUUUGCAUUCUUUGUGUUGAUAAUGUCCAUCUUCGUGUACUACUUCUUGCCUGAGACAAAAGGCAUCCCAAUUGAAGAGAUGGGCCAAGUAUGGAAGCAACACUGGUACUGGUCAAGAUAUGUUGUGGAUGAAGAUUAUCCUAAUGGAGGGCUUGAAAUGGGCAAGGAAGGCCGAAUUCCAAAGAAUGUGUAACUAAGCUUGGUGGAUUUAUUUUAGCUUAUAUUUUGAACCCUUUUCCCUUUUCUUCUUACCUUUUGGGAUUAGCAGCAGUACAUACUAAUGAUUUCAAUAUCAAAAAUUAUGUGGAAAUUUUU
Molecule: messenger RNA, 1779 nt
Organism: Ricinus communis (castor bean)
Lineage: Eukaryota; Viridiplantae; Streptophyta; Magnoliopsida; Malpighiales; Euphorbiaceae
Product: sugar carrier protein C
Biological process (GO): monosaccharide transmembrane transport
Cellular component (GO): membrane
Molecular function (GO): monosaccharide transmembrane transporter activity
Source: RefSeq, marked provisional